This is a messenger RNA of Tetrahymena thermophila SB210, 1770 nucleotides long. RefSeq lists its product as hypothetical. The record is from RefSeq and is a predicted model, not a curated record. Lineage: Eukaryota; Ciliophora; Oligohymenophorea; Hymenostomatida; Tetrahymenidae. The transcript has 4 exons.
GUUCUAUUAAAUUUAUAAUUUAUCAUAAGUAGAAAAAAGAGUAAUAAAAAUAAAAGAAUAUCUAUUUUUUAAGUAUUUAGUAAAUAUUAACAUAAAAUGUCAAGUUCCUUCUUAAAAAACUUUAAAAAUUUGAUAUAAAAAUAGUAUUAAUGUGAAAUAACUGAAUCAAUUAAGAUGAAGUAGCAUUUAUUUAAAUUUAGAAAGGAGUAUGAAAUUAGGGACCCUGAUGUUAUAUAAAGAUUCCCAAAAAAGGAGUUAAAAAGCUUUAUUAAAAUAGAAUGCCCUAUCAACACAAGUGAUCAAAAUUUGAAAGAAUAGGAAGUAUAGCAAAGUCUCAAGAGAUUAAGAGCAUUAAAUGGAGUAAAAGAAGAUUUAGUAUGCUAAAAUUGUAGCAAAAAAGAAACAUGUAAAGUGAUAAAUUUUGUGCCUGAAAUAAAUGAAAAUUCAGCAAAAACAAGUAUGAGUGAUUUGUUAACUUCUAUGUACUAUUUUGCAGUAGAAUAAGAAAACAAAGGUUAAGUUUAAGUAGAAACAGAUUAGGAUAAAAUUGAAUAAGAUAUAUAGGAUUCUAAAUCAGGAAAGAAUAAAAAAAAUCAAAAAGAGAAAGCUGAUAUUUCAAUUCAAAAAUACAGAGAUUGCUAAAAUGAAUCCUCCUUUUAUAAAAGCUGUUCCAGUGCUAAUAAACUAACUGAUACUAUGCAUUUAUUAUUAGAUGACUUAUAUAACAAUUUAGGUAUAGAAACUAAGAAGUUUGUUAACGAGUACAUUGAAGAAGAAAGAAGAAGGAGAUUUAUGGAAAGAAUAUAUAGUAAGAUAGGUAAUGAUAUCGAAUAAGAUAAUAAAUUGAGAAAAAGAGAAUUUUUUUAGAAAUAUGGAUAAUCUGAAAGUUAAAAUAAUGAUUAAAGCGAUGACGAAGCAUCUGAAAAAGAUCUUCAUCCUUUAUAAAAAAAAAAUUUAAAAUAUAAGAAAUAAAUUUAAACUGAAGACUAAGACAGUCUUAAUGAAAAUGAAGAUGACUCAGGAAAUUUUGUUUAGGUAGCUGGUAAAAAUUAAAGAAGAGACAACAGAUCUUAGGGUAAAAAUGACUUACUAGAAAAGAUAAUGAACACAAACUAGUAAGAAGGAAAAUAGUUCAAUUAAAUGAGAAAGCAAUAUAGGAAUUAAAACAAUCAGUAAGAGGGUGAAACUGAAAAUUAACCAUAUCACAAAUAAAGAAGAGAAGGAAAUUAGAACCAAUAUUAAGACAAUUAAAGAUAAAAUCAACAUAAAUAUUAAGAUUCUUACAAAAACAAAGAAAAUGAUAAAAAGUUGAAUUAUUCUGAUAGAAAAGGCAAAGAAUACCAUUAAGAUAAAAAUAGAUAUCAAGAUAAAGACUAUUAAAAGGAUUUAAAAAAAAGAGACCAAAGUAAUUAUAAACAAUAAUUUGAUAGUAAAAUGUAGUAAAACUUCUAAGAAGUCAAUGAUUAGCUCAAAAAAGGAAAAUAAGAAAAGACUUCAUUUGAUAAGCUUUAGUAAUUAGACGAUAGUAAGCUUUCAAGAUUUAUGUAUAAGGAUUAGAAAGAAUAAAAAGCAAAAAUAGAAUAGGAAAGUCAACUAAAAGCUUAGUUGAAGGAACAAAGAGAGGCUAAAAAAUUUGAGGAUGACUUCAAAUUUGUCCAAGAGCUAGUUCAGGAAUCAGAUGAUAUGCUUGUUAGAGAAGCAGAUAAGAAAAGAUAACCAAAGUUUUCUAAAGGUUCAUUUAAGUUUUCAAAGACAAUCAAAAAAGAGUGA